Vicia villosa (hairy vetch) is the source of this 8797-nucleotide messenger RNA. Its product is annotated as ribonucleases P/MRP protein subunit POP1-like. Gene Ontology annotation, biological process: tRNA 5'-leader removal. The record is from RefSeq and is a predicted model, not a curated record. The coding region runs from base 5979 to 8594 and encodes 871 amino acids. Lineage: Eukaryota; Viridiplantae; Streptophyta; Magnoliopsida; Fabales; Fabaceae. Gene Ontology annotation, cellular component: nucleolar ribonuclease P complex; ribonuclease MRP complex. The transcript is spliced from 13 exons.
AUAUCGCUUUGCAACAUAAAAACUUACUUUCUGUAUCUUCAAUGAAGCUGAUACCUUGAUCUUUGCUGGUGUAAGGCUCCCAAGAGCAGAAUUUAGCCACCUUUUCAUCAGUUGUCCACACCAUAACAUCAUUGAGGCUAUUUAUAAAGUCAUGGAGUUGAAAAAAUAAAAACUAAACUUAUAGGAAGUUGCAUGGAAGAAGGGUAUCUAUUACUUGGAGUUGGGAUCAAGCAAGAAAAAAGGUUUCCAAGAACAGAAAUUGGCCACUUUUUCAUCAGUUGUCCAUACCAUGAUAUCAUCAAGGUCUGAAAGAUGAAAGGGUCGUCGGAGUGUGAUUUGGUUCAAAUCAAUAUUCUCUUCUUUGGUAGAAAUAAAAGCUCCCUCCAUCAUCGGUGUUUCUUUUCUGAGUUAAUUUGGAUGCAUGCAAGUGUUGAUUAUUAGGCUAUUUAUAAAGUCAUGGAAUUGAAAAGUAUAAAUAAAUAAGAGUGAAAGGAAGUUGCAUGGAAGAAGGAUAUCUAUCAAAAUCAAGAAAUUUAAGCACACCCUAUAGAGUUAUAAUUAGGGAUUUUGUAUUGAAUCUCUCUCAAGUAUGUCAGAUAUUUUUAUUAAAAUAUCAUACAAUAGUGCUAGAAAAAUAGAGAAACUAACUUUAACGACAAAAUGAAAGAAAUAGCAGGAUUCGAACAUGAGAUCUUAGAGGAGCACAUUCUUAAAACCGAAACGUUUCACCGCUAGACCACAUACACGCACACAAAAGAAGAAAAACAUAUGAAAGAAAAUAAGAGAUUAUUCAUACAAUAAAAUAUAUGAAUUUUUUUACUCUAACUCUUUGUCUAACGUUGAUAAUUCUCUUGAACAAAAUUUUGAAUGCGCGUCAUUAAAGAAAAAAUGUCUACAAUAUUUUGUAGUUGGAAAAAACGAGAAAAAUGAAGGAAAUUGAGAAUCUCUUGAAACAAGAGAAAGGAUGAAUAAAGUUAUGUUUAUCAAAAUGAUACUAUAUAUCUCUUACAAUUAAAUUGAGUUACAAUUUUUUUAUACGUUUAAAACUCCUAUUUUGAAAAUGAAUAUAUCAGAUUGUUGAAUCACUUGGUGAGAUCCUUCAUUACAUGUGAAGGCAACUUCAUUCACAUCAAAAGGAUUGUGUCUUAACUCUCUUUAUUCUCAACUGUUUUUUUUUUUGGACAAUUGUCUCUUUGUACAACUUUUUGCGCAGAAGGUUCUAGGUCUCCCAUACUUGAAUUUGAGUAUAAAAUGAAAGACAAGACAUCAAAUAAAGGUACACAUCUUUUAAACCUAAAAUGCCUCUCACUUUCUGUAGUCAAGUCAUUAACUUGCACAUUAAAGUGUUUGCAAAUAUCCCCCAAAUGCCAAACUGAGACAUGAGUGCUUCAACCAUAAAUCGAAAUACACCAUGAAAUUUGGAUUUAUCACUUCGACAGUGAACACCUUGGGUCCACAUGAGAUCAUUGACGUUGUUUGUGAGAAUAACUUUAACAAAGUUUUCCUCUCUUGACCUCGUACCUAAGCGGUGCCUUCUAGUGGAGAAAGUCUUCAACACAGCCUAACAGAAAAGUUCUAGCAAGGAUACAACCCAAAGCGUGAUCGAGGAGUCGCCUCAAGAUGAUGGGGACAUGUUCCUACUUCAUUCCCUUGCCAACACUAUAAGAAAUCUUCAACAGUUGGGAUGACAUCUCCACCAUAACUUGCGUAAACAAGCAAAUGUGUAUCGUUUGGAAGGAUUUGCCCAUAAAUUUCUUCCUUAUGCACAUGACAAGAACUGCGAUUCGAUCAUUCGUCUUAGAUGGUGACCCACCUCAUAAUGGCAAAAAUAUUUGCUUUUCCUUGAUAAAAAACUGUUGCAAAGAGGUACCAUUUGAAGGCUUAUUGGAAGGUGAGAAACCUUCACUGUCGUUCUACAACAACAACAACUAGUUAACAACGCCCCAAACCACCAUGUAUCCAUCCUUAUUAGUCGAACCUAGAGGAAAUGUAGGCGUAGUCUUUGUCAAUGCCUUCUUCCUAUUGAUUAUAUCUUGGAAGACACCCAUGUUAUAUGCAAAUCAUAAUGAGCAUGAUGGUUAAGAAAUAUACUAAAGUGACAACGAAGUAGAAUAAUAAAAUCAACUCUCGCUCCUCACCAAAGAUCUCAUUUCUUUCUUGACUGUUGGCCGACUCUACCAACAUUUACGUCUUAAUGUAUCAUCUUUUUGUUAGACACCGGUACGUCCAAAGAUCCGACUCCUUCCAUAAAGCCUAAGCUCUCCUAGAUAGCAAUGAUGUAGGUCUUCAAACUCUCUUCUUCUAGUGUCACUUCCUUUGGUGUAAUCACAUUCUUAUUCGGAGCCUCAAAGAAAUGAUCAUGAUUUUAAUACUUGGGGAACAUGUCCUCACAUUUAGGCAGCUAUGACCUAAGGGGAAAGACCAUGAGCAUUUCGGGAGAACACAAAAACUUGAGUAUGCGGUCCCAACUUCAGGGAACAACUAAAAAUAUCAAUAUCUGAAGUUCUUCCAUUGACGAAACGAGAGCAGCCCCUACCCCCAAUCUGCCUUAGCAGAAGUACGUUGCACAUUAAACAAAUUCAGAGUAAGGGUAGCAUUCCAGUACUCACACCAAUAUUAAAAUACUUUCAUGUAUGCCCAGUUCAUCAGACAUAGUUGAUAAGAGGUUAUCUUAAGAUUAUUCAAAUACUUUCAUGUAUGCCUAGCUCAUCAUGUCAGCAUCUCCCCAUAAACACUAGCUCAGGAGCAAAAACUACUACUCUCCCUCAAGGACAAAUAAUAAAAAAUACUCUCUCCGUCCCAAAUUAUAAGAGAAAAUUAUUUUUUAGAUUCAUUGAAGAAUUAAUGUAUCUGGUCUUUAUAUAGACCAAAUACAUUAAUUAUUCAAUGAAUCUAAAAAGUCAUUUUCUCUUAUAAUUUGGGACAGAGGGAAUACCAAACUACACCAAGACACAUACCAUAUCCUUCCAUAGUACCAGAGCAUAUCUUCCGUGGAACUCACCCAAAAUAGAAUAGGGUGCAUGCUUUGAUACCAAUUGAAAUUCUGGCACAACAUGAAAGAACAAAUGUCGUAUACGAUGUCAGGACUUCCAGAAUUUCGAAUGCAAUGUCAAGACAUUGUAACAACAUAAGUAACAAUUAACAAUGUAAAGUAAAUUGCAGGGAGUAAAUAAAACAGGUCAAUUGUUAACCCAAUUCGGUGCAACGUCACUUACAUCUGGGGGCAUCCAAGGCAAGAAGGAAAUCCACUAUAAUAGUAUUAGUUUGAAGUUCUAAACAACCUCUAGUUUUACAAACUUCGCACCUAAUCACUACCCGUGUAAUUUCUAUCUAAUAAUCUCCUAUAUAUAAGACCCCUCUCACUUCCACUCAAUCACACAACAUUGAUGACAUCAAUAAUGACCAACAAAAGACAUACUUCCAUUGAAACAAAAUCCAUUAUUGCUUAAAAUCUUAUGAGUGAUUCACAAUUACAACUCAAAACUAACAGUCCAUCCCUAGCAUCAAACGAUUCAAGAGUGACUCACAAUAAACACUGAACAAACGAAGCCCUAAUAAUUGACACUUUUACAUAUGCGUCUCAUACUCUUCUUAGGUUUAGAGACUUCCUUUUUAUUGCCAGAGAAACACUUGGGCUUGAUGAUCAAUUUGGGCUAAAUAAUCAGCAAAUAGAAUACAAUAUUCAGCAGAAUCUUCUAUAACAUAAUCCGAUGUUCCUUUAAAUGUUUCGACAUCUGCAACACAUUCUUCUGCAUAAUAUUCUGCACAAUCUUCUGCUCAAAAUCAGGUAAAUAAUUAGGGGUUGCAAAACGGGCCCGGCCUGUUGGGCAGACCCGUUUUUCCCGCACUUUAGUGCAGGACGAGCCAAGGUUUUAGGCCCUCACCCUUUUAUGUGACCGCCCCGCCCCGUUUUAUUUUUCAUGCGGACUUUUGCGGGCAUGGAAAUUAACAUAUACUUUUGCAUUUUUAGGCUUAAAAGAUGUAGUGCCCGCGGGCUUAGCCCGCCCUCACUUUUUUGCGGGGCGGGCCAAGGUUUUAGGUCCGCAUACUUAACUAUGCCCGCCCUGCCCCGUCCCGUUUUUUUGCCGCCGGGCCUAAACGGGACGGGCAUACCCGUUUGCCACCCCUAAAAAUAAUAUAAUGUUUCCUUAAAUGUUUUGACAUCCAAUCUUGAGAAACAAAUCUUUAGAUAUCUCAUGCUUGAAACGAAUCUUUACAGAAUCAAAUCUUCAUUUACGCAUCUUGAAUCAAAAUAAAUCUUCUGAGAAUUUGAAACAAAUAUUCCGUGAAAAUAAAACUAUAGCACGCCACGAUGUCGUACAAGCAUGUCAAGACAUCUUGCUGAAAAAUUUGUUUUAACAAAAUGCACCCAACCAAACCAAAACCUAACAAGUUACCAUAGUAAUCCUUAACUAUUUCCGAGUAUACCAUAAGCAUUUCAAGGAAAGUGAAACCACGAAAAACCUCUCUAACGUCAAUCUUAAAUGGGUUAGCCCCUUAUCCUCCUUUAUGGGUUCCUCUAGAUCCUUGCCAUGUUGGGAAACUCUAGAUUCAUUACCACCACCAUCAAAAUUACUCCUAGAGUCGAAACUAUCAUUAAGUUAUAUAACGUUCACGUAGGGAGGUGUAUUGUAACCGUUGGAGAAACCAUAUCCCCCACCUCUGAGUCAUCACUUCUGUGCGCAAGGAAGCAUCAUUUAUUUCAUCCCCCACUAGAUAAGUCCACAAAAGUCAUCUAGUGAGGGAUAAAAUAAGUGAUGCUUCCUUAGACAAACUGCAAAGGUAGAAGCAAACGGGACAAUGAAGAAACCACAUAUAAGCUUAGGAGCAACAAAGGAAUGUGAAAUUUAAGAAGAAGAGGUAGAUUAAUUAUAUAAAAAAAUAUUACUUAAAUCCAUGGGAGAACAUAGGGAAUUUUACGAGAAGUAAAAUGCAGAACCAUUCGUAGUAAAGAUACAUCCUUAUAUUAGAAGAAGAAAGUGACAAAUAUACGACUUAGAAAGAAGGAAGACAUAAAAGAUGAACUCAACUGUGGGAGAUCAACCUCAAGAUCACAAUGAUACUCGAGCAUUCUAGAUGUGCACCACCAAUCCCUACUCUAGGGACCUGAAGCCACACGUAGGAAGAACAUCACUGAAUGUAUUAGUGACGAGACUAUCAUGUAAUGCGCAUGUUUGUGAGGCUACCUAGUCCCACUCACUAGACUUUUCCACUUUUACAUCCGCAAAGCAAAGGCUCUUCUGGAAAACACGGACAACAAUGGAGGGAAACUCGACAAUCUUAAUCUUUGUGUUACCAAGUAACAAUAAGGACUUGGAUGGCAACUGUUUCAGACCAACCAAAGACCUAGAGCGGCAUUGCCCAAUUACCAAGGCCUAGUAUAAACAUCUGUCUAGCCAAACAAAUGGACAUGUAGCGUUUCCUUGAGACAUGAGAUACUAGAUCCCAACUCCAAUUGUUUUUCGCUGUUGGAUAUGAUCAAACGACCUUCCACAUCACACACUAGAUUGGAUGAAUGCGGUUUAAACCAACUGAGUAUAUAAAUCAUGCCACCACUAAUUGUAACAAGGGUUAUUACCAUUUUUGCCCCCUGCCAUAUAGGUCAUAUUUGGUUUACCCCCCUGUAAAAUUUUUUUUUGCAAAAGUAACCUUGCCAUUACAAGAUUCUGUUUAGAAUAACCUUGGGGUGAAAUGGCACACGCCCUUAGCAUAUGUGGCAUGCCCAGUGUCAUAUUUUUUUGUUUUUCAUUUAUUUUUAAAUGCCACCUAUACAUACUAAUGCCACAUCAUAUUAGUUAACAUAUAAUAUUUACAAAAUCAUUUUGGUUCUACACCUCAACAUUUUCCCUAUCGUGAACCACCAUUGAAGAACUCCAAGGAGCUCCACUGAAGAAUCUCUGCGUCUCAUUGAAGAAUCUCUGCGUCUCAUAGAAGAAUCGCUGCAUUUCGUCGAAGAAUCGCAACCUAAGCUCUCAAUAAUGGUUGUAGACGGAACUAAAAAGCCUAAAGUUUCAGCACCCGUGGUAGCACCACCUCGCAAAAUAAAUGUGCAGAAGUUUGCAGAAUCCCGUGCCCCUGAGCUUCAGAGCCUUCAAUGUAUUGUUGAAAAUAGAUUAAGCAAUGAUUACAAGUCUCAAAGGAAUAAGAGAAGAAGAACAACAUCAUUUAACGACCAAAUUGCAAGAAAGGGGCACAGAAGAAAGAGACAAAAACGGGGGAUAGUUGAUAAAGUCAAUGCUGAAUCAGUUUUGAAUAAGGAAUCUGUAAUGCAGCUUCCUCGACGUGUUCGUCGAAGAUAUGAACUUAAGAGUAACCCUGAGAGUGGCUUCUGCUCUUCUGGGGAUGGAACCAAGAGGCUGAGAACACAUGUUUGGCAUGCAAAGCGGUUUUCCAUGACCAAAUUGUGGGGUUACCACCUUCCUCUAGGUCUUCAUGGAAGAGGGAAAGGUUCGAGGGCGUUGUUGAAAAAGCUCAAACAAGGGGUGCUGGUACACGAUGCAAGCUAUUACUCUGCUGUUCAAUUGGAGGGUCCGGAGGAUUCGUUAGUUUCAGUAUUAAGAAUGGUACUUGUGCCCUCUCCCACAGAAGAAACACAUCCCAGAAAUCACAAUGAUUCCGUUCUUUCUGGUAUAACCUAUGGAAUUGCAAUGCUUCAUCAAGUUGGAGCACCGGAUUCUCAGGCCAUUGCUCCUGUAACUUAUAUGUGGCGACCAACUUUCCAAGAAAAUAUUAAAGACCUAGGUGUCAGUGAUGAAAAAAUUAUCCCUGAUGUUGAUUUAUGUAAAAAGUCAGAAAGAUUGGAGUGUAUUUCUUCUUCUAGGCACCUUUGGGUGUGGAUCCAUGCAUCUGCCUUUGAAGAAGGAUAUGAUUGUCUAAAACUUGCUUGCCAGAAAGAGAUGGAAAAGAGAGGCAUCUCGAUCAGCUGUUCUUCUCUUGAGGGUAAACUUGCAAAAUUGGAAUUAAUGGGAUCAGGGACAUUUCGACUUCUACAGAAGAUAUUGCAUCCCGUUAGUAGUAUUUCAGAAAAUCACUGGCAGUUAAAGCAACACGUGACUAUGGAAGAAAACCAUGUUUCUCAGAAUACAAAGUCUUCCAUACUGAAAAAUGAGGAACAUUUUUCUUCUCGUGCAAUGUUAUCUCUUACUGUUAAGGAUCCUCGGGAUUUACCUGUGAAAAAGACUGUUUUUCAGACGGAGCCAAUUUCAACUAAGGCUCUAAGUGAUGCACAAGAAACUAGUUGCAAAGAGCUUGCUGAUUUGGGAGGAAUGUUAGGAAAGAACAAAGACAUGACUUCUUUAUCUUGGUCAGAAUUUAGAGAUAGUCAGUAUGAUGUUGAUGAUCUAUGGUAUGCUACCACCAGAGGCUUGAAGCCUCCAGUGGAAGACAGUGUUCUUUCUAUGGAGAAGCACCGUGAACGCAUGGUUAACUUCUGCCUUGAUGACAUAAAUGUUGGGGAGGCGAACUCUUCCAAAGGGCCGUGCUCAAGAACAUGCCCUAUUCUGCUUUUAAAAAAUGAUAUGAAGGAAUUGACCAUGGGAUGGUCUGUUAUACUUCGCUUAAGUUGGGUUAAAGCCUUCUGGAUUCCACUUGUCACUAAUGGGGCACAUGCAAUAGGUUUGCGAGAAAAGCAGUGGAUUGCAUCUGAUUUGGGGAUACCGUUUUUCCCUCAAGAUUUCCCGGAUUGCAAGGCAUACUCAUUCUUCAUGGCUGCUAAAGCUGCCGAAUGUAAUCAAAAGGAAGACCUUCGUCCUCCUUCUGUAAGGAAUUUGAGAGUUCCCAUCCUGCCUCCAUGGGGUAUUAUACACACUACUUUCAACAAAGAGAUUAGCUCAAUGGAGACUCUAGACCUUUCAGCUGGGGAAAAUUUGACCAAUGCUAAUUCCUUAUCAAAGUCUUGCCCUGACAACUUUAAAAUUUCAUAUUUUGACUCCGACAAUUCAUUUGAUGGAACUUUAGCUAGGACAGGUUGUAUGCUGACUACAUUACUCAAUGAAACCAAAACUGGUCGAUUGCUAUUAUUUCCUUAUGCAGCAGAUGGAAAGGCCAGAAUCUCUAAGUUUAUUAAGGGAGAACUAAUGCUUGAUAUGAGCCAUAGAAGUUCUAUCAUUUAUGACCAUAAGCUAUGUUUUAUAAGAGUUCUUCUUCACCCAUUCAAGGAAGGCUUUUUUGAAGAGGGGGCAGUUAUUUGUGCGCCACGUCCUUCUGAUAUAUCUUUAUGGACUUCAAGCUCAGUGAAAAGUGAAGCGGGACUUAAACUAUCUGAGUCUGCUAUGAGAUCAUAUUUCAAAGAGAAUUCCUCUGGUAAAUGGGGAAUGCAGAUACCAGAUGAUUCAAUUGGUAGAGAGUCUCACCGGUGGCCUAUUGGCUUUGUCACGACAGCUUGUGUUCAAGGAAGCAAAAGGCUUGUAGCACAGGGAUUUUGUGAGGCAGUUUUACUAUCUGAUUUAAGAGCAGAACAGUGGAAGGAGAUGCCCCUAAAGCAGAGGAGGACGGAAAUAUAUGUACUUGUCAGGAACUUAAGAUCUGUUGCUUAUAGGCUAGCACUUGCUUCUAUUGUCCUAGAAUAUCAGGAAAAUGACAUCGAUUUUUUGUAAAUUGAGAUUUUAUUUUAGAUUGAACUCUGCAAGUUACAUUGCUACAGAUAGGCCAAGUUGGCAAAUAUUCUUUAUUUGAAAAAGGGGAAAGCAACAUCAUAGAGAAAAAUAGUGUAGUUUAAGUUUUAUAAAUAUUUGUACAAUCAAAACAUUUGAAGUUAAAUAAAAAAUACAUUUGAAGUUGUCCAUACUUGUAAUUACUU